UUCAACUGUUCCCGAGUGGUUCGGCCUCCGCACCUCCGCAUCCACCUCUCUCUCGCCAGACAGGGGCAGCGACGACGACGAGGAGCGGCGCUUUUGGCGGUGUCCAGGUGACGGCCCUACCGCCGUCUUCCUGCUCCGAGCGUGACUUCACAUCCCCUGCCGAGGUCACGACCAGCCUCCGGGCGGCGCAAGACCAGGCGUGGGUGCGCCGCCGCCGGAUCUGACCUCGCUAGGGCAGGGAAGGCAUUCCAAGGUACAAGGUUCGCUCGCUGGUGGAGGUACGCCGGGUCGCCGUGGCCGUGAGCGCGUCCUCACGGGUCUGGCGCGGCGGGUGGCGGAGGGCGUUCGGGGAGCGGACCGCAGAUGAGCUCACGGCGGCCUCCUUGCCGUCUUUUGCUGUGAUUAGGUUAUUCCGGGGAGUUAGAUUUCACUGCUGAUUUUUUGUAACAAAAGAGCUCUUUCACGAGCUAGCGUUUCAGAAGGAUGCUUCAAGCUUCCCAUCAGUCCCCAGUAAUGAUGAGCGGCGCCUCGUUUGUUGUCUCGCGGGGUGUCUGUCGCCGCCGCCUAAGUCAUUCCCAUGAAAUGGAGGUGCAGCCAGAAGCCGUCAGGGACUGGUCCGAGCUGCCUCUUGAUGUGCUUGCUUCGGUCUUUGCCAAACUCGGCGCAGUUGAUAUUCUCAUGGGUGCAGGCCUAGUGUGCCACUCAUGGCUCGAGGCGGCAAAAGUACCUAGUUUAUGGCGAUAUGUCGACAUGGAGCACCAUGAUGUCCUGCGAGGGAAGAAGAAAAAGAGCCGCGAUGUCUUGUGUGCAAUGGCAAAAGCCGCCGUGGACCGCUCCAAUGGGGAGCUCGAGGUGUUUGCAGGGAGCGAGUUUGUUACUGAUCAGCUUCUCAAGUAUAUUGCAGAAAGAUCGCCGUCUCUUAAGAGCCUCAGCCUUGACUAUUGCAAUGUCACCAACGAAGCAUUCACUGAGCUGAUAAUCAAGCUUCCUCUGCUCGAAGAACUUCUUAUUUCCCUAUGUCCAUUUGUUGAUGGUGACGCAUAUGAGGUCACCAGCAGAGCAUGUGCGCAGCUGAAGCGUCUCAUGUUGCGGCAAGGGCCGUAUGGGGGUAUAAGAGAUGGGGCACUUGGAAUUGAGAUGAUGCACGAGCUGCGAUACCUUACUCUCGUCAAUAGUGAUAUCAUGACAGAGGAGCUGGUUGCCAUCAUCGAUGGCUGCCCUCACAUGGAGCGCCUCUGCGUGCGCAACUGUAGCAACAUCGUUGUGGAUGGAACCCUGCGAGCGAAGUGUUCAAGGAUCAAGACGCUGAUUCUACCCCCUUUGCAGCAUAUGCAAAACGUGCGCUCCCGUUACAUUUUUCACCCUGAUGAUAGCGUUUUCACUGACAAGUUUGACGAUUGGAGAUCUUCCUAAAUGUGAUGAUUUGUCUCCAGCGGCUAUCAAUCUAUCUAUAUAUUGGUCUAGCAUGGCUACUUUUGUCAUUUGGGAUAUGGCAUGAAGGGUUCAAGUGGCUAUUCACAUUGGUAAUCUGUGAUAUUUAUACUGCAGACCAAAUGCGGAGGUAAACUCUGGUUUGUGGUGUUCUAAGAAGUUCCCAAGCUCGUGCAUACAGUGUUGACCCCUUAGUCACCUGCUACGUCUGCAUCCAGCACAGCACACACAUCACCAUCACCAUCACCAAUGCCAUGGCGCGCCCCUCUUGCUGCAUGCGGUUGCCACAUAUCAUUUCUUCUGAGCCUUCCUGGUUCCUGUUCGAUUGGUGGAGCAUUUUGGACUAGAAGCGGUUCUUUGUAAAUUUAUUGUACCGCUUUAAGAUUAGUAGGGGCAUGGUUCUUCUUGAUGUGUAAGCUAUAAUUGUUUGUGAUCAUUUGGAGAUGUGAUUGUAUGUUGGUAAAAACUAACAGGUUGGAUAUUGAAGAGCAGGGGAGGAGAUUGUA
Molecule: messenger RNA, 1937 nt
Organism: Triticum dicoccoides
Lineage: Eukaryota; Viridiplantae; Streptophyta; Magnoliopsida; Poales; Poaceae
Product: putative F-box/LRR-repeat protein 23
Exons: 4
Coding region: 484-1413 (309 amino acids)
Molecular function (GO): protein binding
Source: RefSeq, a predicted model, not a curated record